AUUACUCAUGCAAUAAAAUGCUACGUAAAGCUUGGUUAUGAAAUUAAAGUAGGGAAGGAUAUAGAAGAAGCGAUAAAGAAUCUCUCUGGAACGCACGUUGCAGAAAUAACACCUAAUCGAGAAUCUGGAAAACCAAAAUUUGGGACGAUUCCUGGUAUCACAUCUUGGAAUGAGUGGAAAUGGCCUGAUGAUGAAAAUGAAGCAGUAAAAAGCCAUCAGAUUAUAAAGCCUCAAUUAACAGUGCCAAUGCAUUCAAUACCAAUCAAAUCAUGGAUUAAACCUAUCCCAGGGUCAACAAAACUGAUAACUCAAAAAGAAAAUAAUUUGGAUUCUUUCUAUGAUACAGAGUGUUUUCCAUUUAUAGACUUAACGAAUGUGUUAUCACAAAGUAACCAGGUGUCAUUUGCAAGUCAUAAAUUUUUUAAACUGGGUUGGGCGCAAAAAGAAAAUCAGAAAUUAAGCCAAAAAAAUGGAUUUGCUAGGAUAGCACCUCGUGCAAAGUUAUUGAUGGAGACAAUGUUCAUUACAGGAACAGUGGAUAGGAAAAAAAAAAUGAAUGCUCUUCAAAUGUGCCAAGAAUUACAGGAACAAGCAAAUAAAGGUGAACUCGAACCUGAAGAAAUUCCGAAGCUUUCAACUGUGCAAAACUGGAUCACCAAAACUGCGUUA
Molecule: messenger RNA, 669 nt
Organism: Scutellospora calospora
Lineage: Eukaryota; Fungi; Glomeromycota; Glomeromycetes; Diversisporales; Gigasporaceae
Source: the annotation of a GenBank genome assembly